UAAUGGGUAUCAACAUACAUAAGUGUUGGCUGGUUGAUAUCAUAGUACUGUAGUAGUAAUAAACUAAUUAAACUUGUUAUUACACGGUCAAAUGUAAACCGGCCGAAGACCUGUGACAGCAGUAUUCGGACACUGUUUUUAUUCUUUUGUCAGUCAACAAGAAUAUUAUUUUUUUCACUUAAAUAAUAAUAAAUAAUUGAAACUCUAAACAAAACACACCAUUUUCUAAGUGGGGCCCAUCUUUGUUUAUGCACACCAAAGUCCAGUCAACUCCCCCUUUUUUCCACAUUUCUCUAUCUUCCUCAAUUAGUUCUUCUUACAUGCAUCACAAAACAUACAUACCAGACUUCUUCAUACUUCAUCUUCUUCCCCCACAUAAUAAUAAUAAUCACAGUUUCUUGGGCUUUGUUUUUUUUAUUUUUUUUCUAGAUAUUGAAAAAAAAAAUGAAGAGGUUUGCUUAUAUGUAUACUGCAGCUCUGAAACUGUUUGUGUUCUUGCUCCACCUACACGUGGCGUUUUCCCAAUUACCUUCCGAUCAGGUUAGCGCCAUUACCAGAGUUUACGAAAUCUUACAGAACAACACCGGUCCUUCCUUCGUCUGGAAAACUGUCGGAAAAGACACAAAUCCAUGUUCUUGGAGGGGUGUUUUCUGCACCCCUAAUAAUUCCUCCAUCAACAAACUUUCUUUCAAUUCUUUUUCAAUAUCCACCUCUGAAUUUCUCCCUCUUAUAUGCACCCUUCCUUCUCUGGAAUCUCUUGACGUGUCAAAUAAUCAGCUUACCUCAAUCCCACAAGACCUCUACACCACUGGCUGUCGGCAAAUCAGAGCCUUCAAUUUCAGUAGGAACAAGUUCUCUGGUUCUUUCCCUACCCUCAACGGUUUCACUGUGUUGGAACAUUUGGAUUUCUCUCGCAACUCAUUCACCGGUGACAUCGGUUUACAGCUGGAUGUGUUGGAUUCACUCAAGAGUCUUAACCUCAGCCGCAACUCCUUCACCGGAUCAGUCCCGAUUAACCUCGGACAAAUGAAUGCUUUGGAGGAGCUUCAGCUUUCUUUCAAUCAAUUCUUAGGUGAAAUCCCUGUCCAAAUCACCAAAUACACAAACCUGAGUUUGAUUGAUCUCAGUGUCAACAUACUCUCCGGACAAAUUCCAGAGGUUUUAGGAGAAGAACUAACCAAGUUGGAAACCUUUGUACUGUCUGUAAACAAUCUCAGCGGUGGCAUUCCCGCAUCCCUCUCGAAUAUCACAACACUCUCGAGAUUUGCAGCUAAUCAAAACCGUUUUAAUGGGACUAUCCCAUCUGGGCUUACUUCUUACCUCGGUGUUUUAGACCUCAGUUUUAACGAGCUGACAGGGAAAAUCCCGUCCGAUCUUCUAUCGGGGCCCAAUUUGAAGUCCCUCGACUUGUCGUCCAACCAACUCGAGGGGCCGAUACCCCCGAACAUUUCGACCAGGUUGUUCCGUUUGAGAUUAGGAAGCAAUGCUCUCAAUGGGGUACUUCCUUCAACCUCACUGGGGAAACUUGUGGAGUUGGUGUACUUGGAAUUGAAUGAGAACAACUUGAGUGGAGAAAUACCCUUUGAGUUGGGUAUGUGCAGAAAGCUGGCUCUCUUGAAUUUAGGACAUAAUAGAUUGACCGGCCAAUUGCCUUCGGUGUUGGGUGAUCUAACGAGUCUUCAAGUCUUGAAUCUUCAGUCGAACGGGUUUAUUGGGGAAAUCCCGUCACGGAUCACGCUGUUGAAUAGACUGCAGAAGCUGAAUAUAAGCUGGAACUCGUUGAACGGAUCGAUUCCUUUGUCGAUUUCGAGUUUGACGAAUCUUAUGAAUUUGGAUUUGCGAGGUAAUAAUCUGAGCGGUCGUAUACCAGAUUCCAUUGGAAGCUUAUCUUCUCUAAUAGAGCUGCAGCUGGGGAAGAACCAGCUUAUUGGACAAAUUCCAGCUAUGCCAACUAAACUGCAAAUCGCUUUGAAUCUCAGCUACAAUUUCUUAGAUGGUCCUAUCCCAGCUAUUCUAUCAAGAUUGAUCGCACUGGAAGUUUUGGAUCUUUCGAACAACAGAUUUUCAGGCAAUAUACCGGAGUUCUUGCCUAGGUUAGCCAGCUUAACCGAAGUGGUACUAUCGAACAAUGAACUCUCUGGAGUUGUUCCGACUUUUCCAGGUUAUGUCUUACUCGAUACAAAAGGAAACAAGGGAUUGAUUUAUUCUACGAAAGAAAAUCCUAGUACGCCUGCAGCGGUAAGAAAGAGGAAAUCACUUGCUUCAGACAUCAUAAUUGCAGCUGCAAGUGCUUGCUUUGCUGUGGGCUUACUUAUAAUGAUAGUUAUGUUCUUUUCGAGAAGAUACUAUAACAGGAUCAACGCCGAGCAUCUUCACAACCCUGGAGGGCAAGCUUCUCCACUUGAGGUCAUCCAUGGUAAUCUGCUGACCCCAAACAGCAUCCACAUGGCGAAUAUUGAUUUCAAGAAAGCAAUGGAGGCGGCGGCAGACCCCACAAACAUCACAUCCAAGACAAGAUUCUCGACGUACUACAAAGCUGUCAUGCCAUCUGGCGCCACUUACUUCAUCAAGAAGCUUAACUGGAGCGACAAGAUAUUCCAAUUGGGAAGCCACGAAAGGUUCGAGGAGGAGCUAGAAGUUCUUGGGAAGCUGUCUAAUUCAAAUGUCAUGAUCCCACUUGCUUAUGUUUUGACAGUUGACAGUGCCUAUCUAUUCUACAAUUAUGCCCACAAGGGUACUCUUUCGGACGUUCUUCACCGUCGAAUGGGCAAUAAUAAUAGUAAUAAUAAUACAUUGGAUUGGGCAAGCCGUUACAGCAUUGCUAUCGGAGUAUCACAGGGUUUGGCUUUUCUUCACGAAUGCAACUCCGGUCCGAUUCUUCUCUUCGAUCUUUCCAGCACAACCAUCUUGCUGAAGUCCCUUAAUGAGCCUCAGGUGGGAGAUAUCGAGCUUUGCAAAGUGAUUGAUCCUUCGAAGAGCACAUGCAGUCUUUCUACUGUUGCUGGUUCUGUAGGUUAUGUCCCUCCAGAGUAUGCUUACACAAUGAGGGUGACAGCAGCAGGAAACGUGUACAGCUUUGGUGUGGUUCUUCUAGAACUUUUGACUGGUAAGCCAGCUGUCAGUGGAGGAACUGAACUAGCGAAAUGGGUAUUGAGCAACUCAGGUCAGCAGAACAAAUGGGAUCAUAUUCUUGAUUUCCGUGUGAGCAAGACGACAGUUGCUGUAAGAAGCCAGAUGGUGGCAGUUCUUAAGGUAGGCAUAGCUUGUGUUAGUAUAUCCCCGGAGAAGAGGCCGAAGAUGAAAAGUGUGCUGCGAAUGCUGCUAAAUGCUAGGUGACUCGAUUGGCAUAUGUGACAUCGUAGAUAUGUAGGUAUAUGAAAGAUAUGAAGCUAGUAGCUUCUCUGUUCUUGUAAUGUAAUAUGGAUUUUCAGCCUCGAAGUCAGUUUUGUAAUAGACGGACGCCAAGAAAAGAAAGAAAAUAAAAAUGUAUGUGGGAAAAUGAUCUACAAACAAAUAAGCCACUGGUUGGUGUAAUAUUCUUCAUAUAUGCAUGUGUUUUUAGGAAUUAAAAAAA
Erythranthe guttata (spotted monkey flower) is the source of this 3574-nucleotide messenger RNA. Its product is annotated as leucine-rich repeat transmembrane protein kinase family protein. The record is from RefSeq and is a predicted model, not a curated record. Lineage: Eukaryota; Viridiplantae; Streptophyta; Magnoliopsida; Lamiales; Phrymaceae. Gene Ontology annotation, biological process: protein phosphorylation. Gene Ontology annotation, molecular function: ATP binding; protein kinase activity; receptor serine/threonine kinase binding.